Armigeres subalbatus is the source of this 1248-nucleotide messenger RNA. RefSeq names its product phospholipase A1 VesT1.02-like. NCBI's taxonomy places the organism in Eukaryota, Metazoa, Arthropoda, Insecta, Diptera, Culicidae. The transcript is spliced from 4 exons. Gene Ontology annotation, biological process: lipid catabolic process. Gene Ontology annotation, molecular function: lipase activity. The coding region runs from base 1 to 1248 and encodes 415 amino acids. The record is from RefSeq and is a predicted model, not a curated record.
AUGUAUAUGAUACAUCAAUCCAGACAAAGUCAACGCUUAACAUUUAAACUCAUAAGCAGUAAAAUGAGAGUACUCGCUUUAUUCUUGAUUGUAGGCUUGGCGGUGGCCCUUCCUAUCGAGGAGAUAGGACAGGAGAGUAUUCCUUUCGAGGAAAUCGGUUUGGAGCACAUUCCGAAUGAGGAAAUUGGUGAAGAACACAUCCCUAAUGAGAAAGACGGUUUGGAGCACAUCCCCAAUGAGGAAGUCGGCGAAGAACACAUUCCGUAUGAGGAGGACGGCUUGGAGCACAUCCCCAAUGAGGAAAACACCUGGUCUCUUGUUCCCGACGCUAAUGGUCAUCUUCACUUGGUGAACACCGAUCCUUAUAAUCUGGCUGGCCAGGAAGAGCCUGAGCUGCACUUCAACGCUGAUACACAAACCAUCUUCCGGCUGUUCACCCGCUCCAACCGUGACAAUGGCCACGUCAUUCAGUCGGGUAAUGCCGGCUCAUUGGGAGGCUUCUGGAAUGGCGGCCGACAGACUCGGAUGAUUAUACAUGGAUGGAACAACAAUGGAGGAUCACCGGUGAAUACCCAGAUCCGUAAUGCCUACCUGGACCGCGGAGACUUCAAUGUAAUUACCGUGGAUUGGGGAGCAGGUGCGCAGAAUCCCAAUUACCUGACUUCCCGCAAUCACAUCAAUGCUGUCGCAGCCACCGUUGCCCGCUUCGUAGACUUCCUGAACCAGAGCGGUGGAAUGUCAUUCAACAAUAUUUACAUCGUUGGUCACAGCCUGGGUGGACACACUGCCGGUAUCGCAGGUAAACGAGUCAGCCGUGGACGUCUGCAUACUGUGGUCGCUCUGGAUCCGGCCCUGCCUCUGUUUUCAAUCAACGCGCCUAAUGAGCGAGUGGCACCAACUGACGCCAACUACGUAGAGGUCAUUCACACCAACGCCGGUUUGCUCGGAUUUGACCUGCCCAUUGGUCAGGCCGAUUUCUAUCCGAACGGUGGACGUUCACAGCCCGGAUGUGGAGUUGAUGUGGCCGGUACUUGUGCCCAUAGCCGAGCAUGGGAGUUCUUUGCCGAAUCGGUUCGUACCGGUCGGUUCAACUCGGUUCGUUGUGCGAACUAUGACCAGAUCUUGAAUAACAACUGCGUGUCCAGCGGAGCCAACAGGAACAUGGGAGGAGAACCUUCGAACAUUGGAAUCGCUAGUGGAGUGUAUCAUUUGACGACCAACGGUAAUAGUCCAUUCGCUCGGGGUUAA